UCUUAAUUUCCUUCGUAGAAAAACAAAACUCAAAAUGGGGAUGAGUAGAAUUUCUCUGGCAAUAAACUUCUGUCUCCUUGGCCUAGCAAUAGCCCAAAAUUCCCCACAAGACUACCUCAAUGCUCACAACUCUGCUCGUGCAAGGGUCAAUGUCGGUCCCAUGAGAUGGGAUGACAGAGUGGCUGCCUAUGCAACAAACUACGCCAACCAACGUAAGGGAGACUGCAGACUGGUGCACUCUGGCGGUCCUUAUGGCGAGAACCUAGCAUGGAGCAGCGCUGAUCUUUCGGGCACGGCUGCCGUGAACUUGUGGGUGGCGGAAAGGCCUAACUACGAUUACAACUCUAACUCUUGUGUUGGUGGGGAGUGCAGGCACUAUACUCAGGUUGUUUGGCGCAACUCAGUUCGUCUAGGGUGUGCCAAGGUACGCUGCAACAGUGGCGGUACCUUCAUCACUUGCAACUACGAUCCUCCAGGCAACUAUGUCAAUCAGCGUCCUUACUGAUUUGGGGAUUCUCUCCAAGUUAACUUAAUCUCUAAGUAAUAACAAGUUAUGCUACUGUGAGAGCUUUGGAUGUUAAUUCGGAUGAUAAAUAAAAUGUCCAUCCAAAGAAUAUGGUUAUGUGGGCGACACCAUUAAUUACUUAUGCUUGAUUUAAAAUUGCAUUUCAAUAAAUUUUUAAGACAAAGUC
Molecule: messenger RNA, 692 nt
Organism: Theobroma cacao (cacao)
Lineage: Eukaryota; Viridiplantae; Streptophyta; Magnoliopsida; Malvales; Malvaceae
Product: pathogenesis-related protein 1-like
Cellular component (GO): extracellular region
Source: RefSeq, a predicted model, not a curated record